AUGUAUAUUACAACUUUAAUUGAUCAUCAAUCUGGUUACACGGAUAUCAUUCUCAAAGAUAGCAAGUCUAUUACUGAAUUUUUAGUUGGAAAGCUAUUAGUAUGGAACCACAAGUUCCCAGGCGAACACAUAACUUAUUUUUGCGCUGAUAAUGCAUCUGAAUUACCAAGUGCAUUGCUUUUGAUGAAUCUAGGAAUAACUAAGGAUACAAUUCCAGCACAUUGCUCAGCAAUGAAUGGGUUAGCUGAAUCCCAUAAUGUGAAAUCGAUCAAAACUGUGCCUCUGGUACUGCCUGGAUUUUUUCGUUGGAUAUCGUUCAUAUUCAAAUCAAAUCAAGAAGCUACUAGUAAUAAAGUGCAGUUGAACAAACUUGUGCCGCUGGUACAAUCUGAAUUUUUCGUUGGAUGUAUAUGUGCAUCUAAUGCUCAAUUGAAUAUGGUUAAGUAUGGUGAUGGUACUUAUGUUAUCAAGCCAUUGGCAAAUAUACGGUUUAAAGGUAGAAUGGUUAACAUUGCUGAAUACUACCAAGGGGCUGAUCCAUUACUACUUUCUGAAAGUCAAGAUAAUAUUGAAAAAUUAACUUCAUUGGUUGAGGUUGACCCUUCCAUUUAUGGAACUGAUAGUUCAGAUGAUAAAAUCAAGGCUUUGGCUUUGAAGUAUCCUGAAGUUCUCCACCAAUUUUAUUUGAAGUAUCCAAAUCUUAAAAAGAUUAGACUGGAGUCUGCUACCGGUCAAACUUCAAGGGGAGAAUCAGGGGUACCUGAUCCUGUCAGGGGAGAAUUGUCUACGACAGAUUCUUAUCUCACUGUCACUCCUGCUGCGUCUUCAUUGACUACGCAAGGUGAUUCCGUUACAGCUUCGAAUCAUGCAGUGCCUCGGCAAUCUGCAUCUUCGUUGCCUAUACGAGGUGAUACUGUUGCAUCUUCGAAUCCUGCGCUGCCUCGGCAUGCUGCGUCUUCGUUGACUGCACAGAAUGAUGCUGCUGCGGCUGUUUCCAACAGCACUGCGCACAUCGAUGUUGCUGCGACUGUUUUCAACAGAACUGCGCUCAUCCCUGUUGCUAUUGUCGGUGCACAAGAAGCUCAGGAACAUAUUCCAUCCCAUGCGCCUGGGACCGGAAUUACUACUCCCGUUCUUCCACGGGAUAGUACAGAAAUAGUUGUCAGUCUGGGUCAUUACGAUUCUACUGCUCCUAUUUUUGACCUUAUUCAAGGUACCAAUGAAGAUUUGCUGGAUCUUGCAAGCAUCAAAGCAAGCGGAUCGUUUGAUGACGGUACUACUCACAACCAUGAUGAUGAAGGAAUUUCCAGGAGCGAAGCACGUGGGGCUCUUUUGCUGACGGAUCGACACCAGAGUCUUUCUGUUGGCACUUCGACCUUAACAACCGGGACUCCUCCGGAAUCAUCCCAUUCGUCAGAGGCCAAGGGGGGGGAAUCUAGCCCAACAGAGCAGACACGGAGGACACGAGCUCCAAGGGCGGGCAACUCUCUUGACCCCGAAGUUUUUGGCAAUGGAACUGCUCUUCUGGAUCGGGAGCUUUUAGUGAAGUCAGUACCAGAUUCAGAGAAGAUGAAGCGAUCUAAGAGGCUAUUCGAAGAAGCUGAGAGACUAAGAAAUAGAAGAUCUGAAAUGAUUUUCAAAGAAGUUGAAAGACUUCGUUUAGAGUGUGGCUUAAACCUAAACCCUGAAUCUAGUCAUCAGCCAGAGUAUUCGAUAGCUAAGCGCAUGAUUGUCGAAGAAGCUGUUGCCACUAACACCGAUGCUGAUCUCACUAUCACUUAUGCUGCUUUAGCGCAAUGUGAUUCUGCUGAGCCUGAAAUGGCAAAGCAAGGUGAACCUGCUGUACCUCCUUUGGAUGAGCAUAGAUCAAAGCAUUCAAACAGAUUCAUUAAGAAUCCUGUUCGGUUCCUCAUCAACAUGCUUACCUCAUUUUGGUAG
Hemisphaericaspora subhashii is the source of this 1938-nucleotide messenger RNA. RefSeq lists its product as uncharacterized. Lineage: Eukaryota; Fungi; Ascomycota; Pichiomycetes; Serinales; Debaryomycetaceae. The record is from RefSeq and is a predicted model, not a curated record. The transcript has 4 exons. Bases 1 to 1938 code for a protein of 645 amino acids.